Galeopterus variegatus (Sunda flying lemur) is the source of this 2421-nucleotide messenger RNA. It is a transcript of the gene SLC39A8, whose product is annotated as solute carrier family 39 (zinc transporter), member 8. The coding region runs from base 1 to 1218 and encodes 405 amino acids. The transcript is spliced from 7 exons. Gene Ontology annotation, biological process: intracellular zinc ion homeostasis; zinc ion import across plasma membrane. Gene Ontology annotation, cellular component: membrane. NCBI's taxonomy places the organism in Eukaryota, Metazoa, Chordata, Mammalia, Dermoptera, Cynocephalidae. The record is from RefSeq and is a predicted model, not a curated record. Gene Ontology annotation, molecular function: zinc ion transmembrane transporter activity.
AUGGCCCCGGGCCAGGCGGUGGCUGGGCUGCUGCUGCUGGCGGCCGCCGGCCUCGGAGGCGCGGCGGAGGGGCCCGGGCUCGCCUUCAGCGAGGAUGUGCUGGGUGUGUUCGGCGCGAAUCGGAGCCUGUCGGCGGGGCAGCUCGGGCGCCUGCUGGAGCAGCUGGGAGCCGCCCCCCGAGAGGGCGCCGCGGAGCUCGGCCAACUGCACUUCAACCAGUGCUUAUCUGCUGAAGAGAUCUUUUCCCUUCAUGGCUUUUCAAAUGCUACCCAAAUAACCAGCUCAAACUUCUCUGUGAUCUGUCCAGCAAUCUUACAGCAAUUGAACUUUCACCCUUGUGAGGAUCAGCCCAAACCCAAAACAAAACCAAGUCCUUCAGAAGUUUGGGGAUAUGGAUUCCUGUCAGUGACAAUCAUUAAUCUGGCAUCUCUACUUGGACUGAUUUUGACUCCGUUGAUAAACAAAUCUUAUUUCCCAAAGAUUUUGACCUAUUUUGUGGGGCUGGCUAUUGGGACUCUUUUUUCAAAUGCAAUUUUCCAACUUAUUCCAGAGGCAUUUGGAUUUGAUCCCAAAGUCGACAACUAUAUUGAGAAGGCAGUUGCUGUGUUUGGUGGAUUUUACAUAUUUUUCUUUUUUGAAAGAAUGCUUAAGAUGUUAUUAAAGACAUAUGGUCAGGAUGGAAAAAGGGACUCAAGUUCAUGUACCUGUUUGAAGGGGCCCAAACUGUCAGAAAUAGGGACAAUUGCCUGGAUGAUAACUGUCAGCGAUGCCCUCCACAAUUUCAUCGAUGGCCUAGCGAUUGGGGCUUCCUGCACCUUGUCUCUUCUUCAGGGACUCAGUACUUCUGUAGCAAUCCUGUGUGAGGAGUUUCCUCAUGAGUUAGGAGACUUUGUGAUCCUACUUAAUGCAGGGAUGAGCACUCAACAAGCCUUGCUAUUCAACUUCCUUUCUGCGUGUUCCUGCUAUGUUGGGCUAGCUUUUGGCAUUUUGGUGGGCAACAGUUUUGCUCCAAAUAUUAUAUUUGCACUUGCUGGAGGCAUGUUUCUCUAUAUUUCUCUGGCAGAUAUGUUUCCAGAGAUGAAUGAUAUGUUGAGAGAAAAGGUAACUGGAAGAAAAACCGAUUUCACCUUCUUCAUGAUUCAGAACGCUGGAAUGCUAACCGGGUUCACAGCCAUUCUGCUCAUUACCUUGUAUGCAGGAGAAAUUGAAUUGGAGUGACAGGAAGUGGAAGAUGGUGCUGUUAAUGAAGGCAUUUAAUAAAUAAAAACAUCUCCAAAGGGAUUUUAAAGCCAAUCUUAUUUAGUUAAAAGAUAAUUUUGUUUUCAACUGUAGGUCAGGAAAACUAAUUAUUGAUUUCAGAUUUGUGAAAUAGGCCAUUAUUUGUUGUUAAAAAUAUUUUUGGUUUCAGUCUGAAAUGCCUGGUAUAGGGUGUCUUUGGUGUGAAUACCCAUUUUUCAAUGUUUAAUGCAUAUUAGAAAAUCAUCACAAAGCAAAAGGUAUGCAUUUUAUAAUCAUGCAGACAGGUAGAUCCAGACAAAAAUAAAAGGUUGUGUAAGCUUUUAAAACUCUGUGGUAGGAUCAUACGUUCAAGUGGUUUCAGAAUGGUUUUCUUUCAAUUUGUUCUAGCACUUUCAAGAGCAAGUACAUCAAAAUGUGAAAGAGAAUCAAAAUGUAUACAACACCAAUAUAAAUGAUUCCAAAGCCUUAAUGAACCCAAGAAAGAAAGAUUGCUCACAACUUUUAUUCUGUUUUAUAUUUCAAUUAGGAACUUAUAAGAUUGUUUUGAAAAUUAUCCUAAAAUAAUAUGAAUUAGGAUAUAAAUAAAGUUUUGCUGAUCCUUCUUCAUUCAGGCUUAGAGGUUUAUCUUUAAGUGUAAACUCUACCAGAUUUAUAAAAAGCCAGACUUGCUUCUUUGUGACUUAUGUUGUGGUUGCAUCCCUUACAAAUGGCAGAACACUAUGUAAAGCAAGUGAUAGCUCAGUUUCAGCAUACCAUGUGUUUGCUUUGUGAAUGUCAGAAUAUGUUGGUUUAGAGAAACAAAUUGAAUGUAAUUUUAAGCAAUUUACUUUUCAAGAUACAUAAUUACUUAGCAGAGAAUAUCUUAAUAGAUGAAAAACAAUAGCUGGACUGCCGUACUUGUAUGUCAAGGACUGAUUAAUUGGAAAGUGUAUGUUCUUGUGGGUGAUUUAGAGUCAUUCAGAAAAAACUUAUUUUGUGUUUAGUCUACAUUUUUCUAUAUAAUAUACCUUGGGAAAAAAAAAUUCAGCACACCGUGGUUAUUUUUCUACCUUUUUUAGAAGAUAGAGCCUAUUUACUCAUUUGAGAGACAUAGAAAAUUGGUCUAAAAUUGAACAUCAUAAGCCCAAUCCACACUCCCAAGUCAUUUAAGGAAGGAUGUUUUGACAGUGAGGAAAAUUAUUG